GUGGGCGCUCCCAGGGCGGGGCUUAAAGAGCUGCUGCGGGAGUCCGCGCGCCAGACGCCGCCAUGAUCAUCCCGGUCCGCUGCUUCACGUGCGGCAAGAUCGUCGGCAACAAGUGGGAAGCCUACCUGGGGCUGCUGCAGGCCGAGUACACCGAGGGGGAUGCCCUGGAUGCUCUGGGACUGAAGCGCUAUUGCUGUCGCCGCAUGCUGCUAGCACAUGUGGACCUGAUUGAAAAGCUGCUCAACUAUGCGCCCCUGGAGAAGUGACUCCUGGAGCCCACCCUCCUGUUCUGCUGGCCAUGGGCAGUCUUGUGGCAUGCUGAGUUCAAGCUGAGGUAUCCAGGAGGCCAGUGCAGUGCCUGGCUGCAGACCUGUGGCUGAGUUGUCCCACCCUGGAAGGAACUGUCUAGUAAAGAUCUUUGCAGAACCAAGA
Nannospalax galili (Upper Galilee mountains blind mole rat) is the source of this 432-nucleotide messenger RNA. It is a transcript of the gene Polr2l, whose product is annotated as RNA polymerase II subunit L. The coding region runs from base 63 to 266 and encodes 67 amino acids. The transcript has 2 exons. Gene Ontology annotation, cellular component: RNA polymerase I complex; RNA polymerase III complex; RNA polymerase II, core complex. The record is from RefSeq and is a predicted model, not a curated record. Gene Ontology annotation, biological process: tRNA transcription by RNA polymerase III; transcription by RNA polymerase II; transcription by RNA polymerase I. Gene Ontology annotation, molecular function: DNA-directed RNA polymerase activity; zinc ion binding; DNA binding. NCBI's taxonomy places the organism in Eukaryota, Metazoa, Chordata, Mammalia, Rodentia, Spalacidae.